This is a messenger RNA of Penicillium antarcticum, 2457 nucleotides long. Its product is annotated as FAD-dependent oxidoreductase. The transcript is spliced from 4 exons. The record is from RefSeq and is a predicted model, not a curated record. Gene Ontology annotation, molecular function: FAD binding. NCBI's taxonomy places the organism in Eukaryota, Fungi, Ascomycota, Eurotiomycetes, Eurotiales, Aspergillaceae. Bases 1 to 2457 code for a protein of 818 amino acids.
AUGGAAUCAAAUCCAUUCAAAGUGGUUAUUGCAGGUGGCAGCGUUGCCGGACUUGCUCUUGCUUUGAUGCUAGAGAAGAACGGCAUCGACUUCGUCGUUUUGGAAGGCUAUGGCAGCAUCGCACCGCAAGUUGGGGCUAGUAUCGGCCUACUUCCAAAUGGUCUCCGGAUUCUUGACCAGCUAGGCUGCUAUGAGGACGUUCUGGAAAAGGCAGAAUAUCCAGUCGACAAAUUCUUUUUCCGGAAUUCUCAGGGAGAGCAGUUCUGGUCGCUUGAGGACUUUCAUCGGGAGACGGUCAAUCGUCACGGAUAUCCAGUUAUCUUCUUCGAUCGUCGCAUGUUGAUUGAAGUGCUCUAUGACAAGAUCCAGGACAAGUCUCGAGUCCUUACCGACCAGAGAGUUCAAAGUAUCAGCAAUCGCGCGUCGGAUGUCACUGUUACUACGACCACCGGCCGGAAAUUUACCGGCCACAUGGUCAUCGGAGCAGAUGGGAUUCAUUCAACCGUUCGUCAGGAAAUGUGGAAUGAAGCAAAAAAGAUAGAUCCCUCGUGGAUUGAACCUUCCGAGGCGUCCGCACUUCCUGCGACAUACUCCUGCAUAUUCGGCAUAUCAGAAGGCGCAAAAGGUAUUGAGAAAGGCACACUGCAUUCGGUCUUCAACGAGCAUUUUUCAUAUUUAGUCCCAAGUGGGCCCGGUGAUCGGACCUACUGGUUCCUUGUACUCAACAUGGGAAAGACACUGUACGGUGACGAUAUUCCUCGAUUCACAAAAGCCGACGAGGAAGCCGUGGCGAAACAACAUUGGAAUGACCGAAUUACCCCCGAUCUCCAAUUCUCCGAUCUAUACAAGAGCAAGGUUGCUUCGGUACACACAGCUCUGCCGGAGUAUGUGUACAAGAAAUGGUAUUUCCAGAGGAUGAUGACUAUUGGUGAUGCUAGUCACAAGUUCGAACCAUUGACCGGCCAAGGUGGCAACAAUGCAAUUGAAACAGCGGCAUCGUUAACAAAUCACCUUGUAGCAGCCCUUAAGCGCUGCAAGUCGGGUACCCUGUCAACAGCCAAGAUCUCCCAGGUUUUUGAAAACGUCCAAGAACAGCGCCAAGACCGAGUUUGGGAAUUGGUCAAAGCAUCCCAUGCGCGACAACGCAUGGAGUGCAUGGAGACACCAUUGUUGAAAUUGAUCGGCAAGUAUUUGAUUCCGAACCUGCCCAGAUACAAGGUCGUCGACAAAUGGACCCAGAUCUAUUCUCCUAGUGUAUCCUUGAACAUGAUCCCACAGCCGGACAAAGAGUGGGAGAUUGCUUACUUCGAUGAAAGAUUCCGAACGCCAUCUCCCCGUGGCUUUGCAGGCAUUCUUCUGUAUACUGCUUAUGUUUCUCUGGCCUGGCUGGGUCAUCGGCAAUUGCGGACAGCGGGCACGGAGAACGGGACAUGGGCGUUGCUCCGUCAAGCACUGAAAAAGGGGACAAUCCCAUCCCUGGGAGAUACAGAGGUUCCUCUCCGUCGGGUUUAUACCGGUCUGCCAUCUAUUGACCUCGUUCUCCAAACUUUGGUGACAUUCUUUUCGCCCGCAGUCGGCAAUCUCUCAAGACCAGAGCAGCCAUUGCAGGUACUGUACUUCCUUGCCUCGAUCGUUCCAUUGAUGGCAAUCUUCACAGUUGAAGGGUAUCGGCCGCGGAAUAGAUGGACACUCCUUGCGAUCCCGUCGGUGUGGGGUAUCCUGUAUCAGCUGCGUGGUAUCGGGGUGAUCGCUCCUAUCUACUUCGCCGUGAGCACUUAUAUCUCGUCCCCCAUUACCUAUUUCUCUCCGAGCUCGCGCAACUUGAUUCCCUCCACUGCUCGCUCAAUCCUUCUAGCUGUGUUGAUUGGAUAUUUUCUGCCAAGUAUGAUGUUGUUCUUCCCAUUGGAGAAUGCCCCGGUUACCCGACAGGCUUUCAUCGCCCUGUGGCAGCCUGUUCCGGUGUACGUGGUUCUUCUGACAGAGGUAUUCUCCCGCAUAAUCAAGUGUGUUGAGAAGUCCAAAUCGAUCAGACCCUCAACAGAUAGCAAGCUCAAUCUUGAUCUGCCUUCGCUACAAAUGCUCUACGCAGUUACUGGCUGCAUCGCCGCGUGCUUCCAUCUUGCCUUGUUGGCCAGUUGGUAUGUCUCUAGCAGUGAAUUCCUGAUCAGGGCAUUCAUCCCGAUGGAUUCAUUUGUGGAAGUGUCCACUCUGGCAGAUGGAAUCUUCGUAUUCUUCCAGAACGAUUUCUUGCUUGUUGCUGCUGCGAGUCUCCUGUGGUGUUGGUCUAGUGUGUGGGAUCUGUAUCGCAUGGGAAUCUUAAAUUUUUCCAUGUGGGUAGCUUUGGUGGCUCUCAUUAUUGGAUCUGUGGCGGUUGGACCGGGUGCAACAGUGGCGGCUGUGUGGUACUGGCGGGAGGGUGUCAUGAGCCAGAGAAAAUUCCGCUUGAUCUCUCACUAG